AAUAUUUAAAGGAUUCAUUUCUCCACUACCAUUAGUAAUUAAUUAGUAAUGACUAAUACCAAAAAAAUUUGUUAGAUAUGAGCUAGAAAUUUUACCCUUGAUCACAUACUUAAAAAGACUAAAACUUUUAUCACUAUUUAUUUUCUCCAGUCACAAUUAUAAGCAAAAUUAAACUUUUUAUUUUUAGAUUCAUUGAAGAAUUGAUGCAUCUGAACUAUAAUAUAGUUCAAUGAAUCUAAUAAGUAUAUAUUUGCUUAUAUAUAAUUUCUGACAGGAGGAAAUAAUUUAUUGGUAUAUAUAUAUAUAUAUUCAUCACUUCUCCAUAAUCAAUUAAUCAAUUCACUUCCCUGAUUCCUCAUAUCAUGGAUUUGCACAAGCCAUCCCAUGUGGUUCUACUCUCCAGCCCAGGCCUUGGGCAUCUCAUCCCCACCAUCGAGCUUGCUAAGCGCUUACUCAUCCACCACAACUUCAAACUCACAAUCAUUGCCAUCAAAUCUCCUACUUCACAUGCAGAAUCACAAAUCCUCAACUCAGCCACAAAUCCAUCCCUCUACACCAUCAUCCAAAUCCCAUCACCAAACAUUCCCUCUAACCUCUCUGUCACCGCCCACCUCUGCGUCACAAUGCGCCAUGCCAUACCUUCAAUUAAAUCCACCUUAAAAAACUUACCCAUCCGUCCUUCGGCCUUCAUCGUAGACAUAUUCGGAACAGAGUCUCUAACCUUAGCACAAGAACUCAACAUUCCGAAAUUUGUCUAUGUAGCUUCUAAUGCUUGGUUUCUUUCCCUCCUUGUGUAUUCACCUGUUUUGGACGAACAAAUAAAAGGAGAAUAUGUCGUGCUAAAAGAACUGUUGAAAAUCCCAGGUUGUAAACCGAUUCGACCCGUGGAUUUGGUUGAUCCCAUGCAUAACCGAAACGACUUAGGAUAUAGUGAAUAUCUAAUUAUAGCAAACAAUCUCUCUAAAAGUGACGCCGUUUUGGUCAACACGUGGGAUGAGCUUCAACAUAGAGAGCUUAAAGGACUAAAUGGUGAAUUAUCGGGUUUAUUGAAAGUUCAUGUAUUUGCAAUUGGACCCCUGGUGAGACAGCCCGAGUCAAAAUUGAAUCAAGCUACCGAGUCAGUGAUGAAAUGGCUUGAUAAACAACCGAAGGAAUCUGCCGUUUAUGUUUCGUUUGGAAGCGGUGGAACGAUGUCGUAUGAACAAAUGAAGGAAAUAGCUUUAGGUUUGGAAUUAAGUAAACAAAGAUUUGUUUGGGUGGUGCGUGUACCUAGGGGAGAAUCUGCGGAUGCGGCAUUUUUUACCACUGGAUGUAGUGACGGAUUUGAUGGUGAACUUGAUGAGAUUAAAAAACAUUUACCCGACGGGUUUUUAGAGAGGAUUAAGAAUGUGGGUUUGUUAAUUCAAGAGUGGGCCCCACAAGUAGCUAUUUUGAAACAUCCUUCGAUUGGUUGUUUUAUUUCGCAUUGUGGGUGGGGUUCUGUACUUGAGAGUUUAACCAAUGGUGUGCCUAUCAUUGCUUGGCCACUUUAUGCGGAACAAAGGAUGAAUGCGGCGUUUUUGGUUGAGGAGCUUGGUGUGGCUGUUAAGACUACGAUGUUGCCCUCAAAGAAUGUGGUGGGUAGGGAGGAGAUAGCUAGUUUGGUGAAAAAAAUAAUUUUGGAGGAACAAAAUGGUAAGAGCAACAACGUGAGGGACAAAGUGAGAGAGAUUAUGGUGAGUGGAGAGAAAGCUUUGUAUCAAGGUGGUUCGUCGUACAUUGCACUAUCUCAGGUGGCAAAUAUAAUUGACAAACAAGAUUUCAUUCGCCUCUAAAAAAACAUGGAUACGAGGAAUUGUAAAGUGUCUUAUAAUAAUAAAUAAUAAAAUAAUAAAUAAGUGUAUGUAUAUAUGUGUUGAAAAUUUGUGUGUUUUUUAAAUGAUAUAUGUAUGAAGUCUACAUUAUUUAGCAUGUGA
Molecule: messenger RNA, 1955 nt
Organism: Trifolium pratense (red clover)
Lineage: Eukaryota; Viridiplantae; Streptophyta; Magnoliopsida; Fabales; Fabaceae
Product: anthocyanidin 3-O-glucosyltransferase 5-like
Exons: 1
Coding region: 363-1814 (483 amino acids)
Molecular function (GO): UDP-glycosyltransferase activity
Source: RefSeq, a predicted model, not a curated record